AUGAUUGCACACCCCGUGCCCGGCGCUGCCGCGCAGCCCGAGCGGGUGAAUCCACUUCCGGCGCGCAAACUAGGUGGUCGUUACAAGCUAUCUGACUUUACCUUUUUGCGCACGCUUGGCACUGGCUCCUUUGGCCGUGUGCAUUUGGUCCGCUCGCAGCACAACCAGCGGUUUUACGCGGUGAAGGUGCUGCGCAAAGCACAUGUUGUCAAGAUGAAGCAGGUGGAGCACGCAAACAACGAGCACCAUGUUUUGUCGAUUGUACGGCAUCCAUUCUUAGUGAAUUUGUGGGGCACUUUUCAGGACCCGACCUUUUUGUACCUCGUCAUGGACUUUGUCCCGGGCGGCGAGCUGUUUACGCUCCUGCGUCAGUCGCGGCGCUUUCCUCAACAGGUGGCCAAGUUUUACAUCUCUGAGGUCGCGCUCGCGAUCGACUUUUUGCACAAGCAUGAUAUCAUAUACCGCGACUUGAAACCUGAAAAUAUCCUGCUUGGCGUCGACGGCCACCUAAAACUCAUCGAUUUUGGAUUCGCCAAGGAUAUUGCUGGGUCCAAUGGCAUGUGCUGGACGCUGUGUGGCACGCCAGACUACCUCGCACCCGAAGUGAUCCGUGCUCAGGGCUACAAUGCCAGCGUCGAUUGGUGGUCGCUCGGCGUCCUCUUGUUCGAAAUGCUUGCUGGCUAUCCACCAUUCUAUACCGAGGACGGCAACCCCAUUAAGCUUUACGAAAAGAUCCUUGCAGGGAACAUCCACUACCCUUCUUUCUUUGAGGCGGGUGUUAAGGACUUGCUCAGCUCGCUGCUCACCGCCGAUCUCUCAAAGCGCUAUGGGAAUUUGCUGCGCGGCUCGCGCGAUAUCUUUGCCCACAUGUGGUUCGCCGAGAUCGAUUGGGAGUGUCUGUACCGCAAAGAAAUUCCCGCACCGUACAUCCCCAACAUCACUGUCGAUGGCGACGCGAGCCAGUUUGAAAAGUAUCCCGAGAUCGACGUGGCGGAAUAUGCACGGACGGACCUGCCCGACGAAUUCCCCAACAUGUUUCCCGAGUUUUAA
Malassezia vespertilionis is the source of this 1050-nucleotide messenger RNA. It is a transcript of the gene PKA1, whose product is annotated as cAMP-dependent protein kinase. The record is from RefSeq and is a predicted model, not a curated record. Gene Ontology annotation, biological process: peptidyl-serine phosphorylation. Gene Ontology annotation, molecular function: cAMP-dependent protein kinase activity; ATP binding. The transcript has a single exon. Lineage: Eukaryota; Fungi; Basidiomycota; Malasseziomycetes; Malasseziales; Malasseziaceae. Gene Ontology annotation, cellular component: cAMP-dependent protein kinase complex; nucleus. Bases 1 to 1050 code for a protein of 349 amino acids.